Cylindrotheca closterium is the source of this 2004-nucleotide messenger RNA. Lineage: Eukaryota; Bacillariophyta; Bacillariophyceae; Bacillariales; Bacillariaceae. The record is from the annotation of a GenBank genome assembly.
AUGGACUCAACAACAAGCAUGUGGUUGGUAGAACCAGCACCACUGAAUCCGGACUUUGCUCCUUCUGUCUUUGUGGAAGAUUUGGAAGAUGAGAACGAUUGGACCUUUGAGGAGUCUCAAGAAGUAGAAGAAGAAUCAUCGGAAUUCAAGGGCGUUGGCAGUUUGGUCGAUCAAAACAACAUAAUGUCGUUUAGUGGCAUUCCUCCAAUUCCUCCGCCAUCGUCAUUGCAUCCAGCAGUAUCUAUGGGAAUGCACAAGGUUUCUUCAUGUUACUUUUCUAUUGGUUCUCAUGAAUCCAUGGCCGAUUUGUUGUCCAGCAAACAGCAGCAACAACAGCAGCAAGACGACGCCUACACGUCUUGUCAAUUCUUUGAUCUGUCUUCGGACGAUCAUGGAGACAGUCGAACCAUUCCAUUCGAUUCAACGAGUCAAGGUGGUGAUGAUUUACUCUAUCAUGAUAUACUGAUGAAUGUCUUCACCUAUCUAGAUGCUCAAUCUCUUGCCUCCUUUUCGGAAACGGCACGGCGGCCUAAUUUUGAAGUCUUUUACUUUUUGCAACUACAAUUGCAACGAUCCUUGUUGGUGGAUCAUGUCGUCGUGUCAUCCAAUCAUCAUCACCAUCACCAUCAUGAUCCAUUGACAGCUAUUGCCGGAUCCGCUAUAUUGUCCAGGUUGGCAAAACUGGACCCGUCCCAAGCCCAAGCCAUUGUGGAGGAUUACCUCCAGUCGAAUUCCACUCUAAGACGAAUGCCACUGUCCCACAGCAUUGCCUAUAUGCGACAUUUUUUGCAACGGCAAGGCUUUCAUCAUCAAUUUCCAGAGGGAUCCCCCUCGCAAGCCUUGGCGUCGGCUGCUUUACUAGCGACGGUCGUAGGAGCUGCCUACUUGGGCGGAGAAAUGCCACAGGCUUUGUCGAGUGGAGAAGUCCCCAAUUUGCUAUUUCGAUUUGGGUUUGUGGGCAGUCUCAUGGGUGCGGCACACAAAAUGUCGGAUGGGGAGGGUGUUGGUGGCAAGAGAGAGGAAAAGAAGGAAGACAACAAUGACCGACAAGAAAGCACCACAACGCCCCAACAAGAACCAGCAACAGCUCAAUUUCGUUUUCCAUCUCUAUUUGAAAUGAAGGAAACGUUGACAGCAACUCUAAGGGAUGGCAAACAUUAUGCCAACAACCACAAUCACAACAACAACAACAACAACAACAACCGCCCAUCAGCAAGGAGUACUACAACUACUGACGACACGAAACGUCCCAUGCUCUCCAAUCCCUAUGACCACUACCAUGAAGGAGGAGAAGAAGAAAAAGGUGAAGAAAAAGUGGACUUGGUGGAUGAGAAUAGUACUGAUGAAACCGCCAUCGCCGAUCCAAAAGAACCACGCAAAAUGCCCAGUGGUUGCAUGGGUGCUUAUUCACGAGCCAUUCAAUCCGCCACUGGAUCCAUUGUCGACAUUGUCAAGCAGGGACGAAAGAAUCGAUUUGCGACCAUGAACACCAGCGAACAAGCCCGCAAUGUGGCUACUCUAUUGGAUGCCUGCUCGUUGAAUGAGGGAUUGUCUACGGUCCAGGAAUUGAGUCACUGCAUGGAUUUGGAUGCCUUUUAUGUGGGAUCGGAUGGUUCGGAAACUUGUGCCUUGCACACGGCAGCCUUUCAUGGGGCAUCCAAAGUGGUGGACUUUUUGCUGCAGGGAAUUGACGAUGCGGAUGCCAGUCGGGAUGGUGGACUGUGUUUGGUGGAUUGUCGGGACAGCAACGGCUGGACGGCUCUGCACUUUGCGGCGGGGUCCAAUUCGGUCGAGUCGGUGCAAGUCCUGGCGAGACAUGGCGCCAAAUUGUCAUUGGAAGCCAACAAUGGGUACUCACCAGUUCAAUGGGCUAGGAGGUUGUCCAAUGAUGAAGUAGAAGAAGCCCUGACGGAACUCAUGCAAAACGAAUCGAAUCAAGGGUGGAGAUCCCAGCCACUGACCAGCUUGGCGAAUCGUUUCUUUUCGUUGAUUCCAUCGCGGUGA